UCAAGAUGGCGGAAACAGCAAAGAAAGGAAAAAAGAAAAAGGGGAAGACGUUGAACUUGGUGGAAUUCUUGACCGAUGGCCCAAACCAAGCAUCAACGGGUUCGCUGGGACCAGUUUUUGCUGCCAGAUCAACUUCAAGCUGGGCUGACGAGAGUGAAGAACUUAACACCGAUGUGGAUAAUAGAUGGCCAGAAGAAUCAUUUGGUGGUGUUAGCUCACAAAAACGUCAGAUUGACUUAUCAGCGCUGCCAACAGCACCAGUAGCAUCACUCACUGUUGAAGUGGAUUACAACAAGAUUCCUGAUAAACCACCUUAUACAGCAUUUCUUGGUAAUUUACCGUAUGACGUGGAGAAAAUGGAUAUUAUGACAUUUUUCAAGCAAAUUAAGAUAACUGAUGUAAGAUUACCACAAGAUUCUGGAGGUGGYAGACCAAAGGGCUUUGGAUAUGCAGAAUUUGCAGAUAAAGAAUCAUUGGUUCAAGCAUUGAAAAUGAAUAAUGAGACGUUAAGAGGAAGAAAACUAAGAAUAGAUAUAGCUGGACAAAAUCAAGAUGGAAGAGAUAGGAGUGAUAGGGAUGAUGCUCUUGAUAACCCGACUGGUAACUGGAGAGACAUGUGUGAAGAGCCUCCAUCAAGACCAAGUGGCCGAUAUGACAGCAAUAAUGACAGAUAUUCCAGGGAUGGGGACCGUUAUGACAGGAGAGAUGGYGACAGGGGUUAUUUUAAUGACUAUGAUGGUCACCGUGGUUACGAUGAUCCCAGGUCAAGGAAUCGCUAUGACAGUGAUCGCUAUGGAGAUCGUUACGACAGUCAUCGUCCAAGAGAUAGAAACAUGUAUGACCGGGGGCGCUUUGGUGAUCGAGAUAGAAGGGACUAUGGCCGGGAUGGGGAUAGAGGGUCCAUGGAAAAUGGUUAUGGWCGUAAUGACAGAGGAUACAGCGACCGUGGAGAUAGAGGCUAUGGGGGUUACAAUGAUCGUGGAAGUCGUGGUUAUGGUGGUGAUAGGGGGUAUGGYGAYCGUGGCAACAGAGGUUACAAUGAUCGUUAUGAUAGAGGUGAYCGYUAUGAYAGAGGUGAUCGUUAUGAYAGAGAUCGUUUUGAUAGAGGGGACCAUGGAGAAAGAGGUUUUGGCGAUGGCUGGGGAAGGGAUGGUGACAGAGGAUCUAGAGAUCGACGUGAUUAUGGAAGAGGGAAUUAUAAUGGAGACAUGAAUCGACAGCGUGAGCCUGAACCAGCAAGAGAAAGACCAAAACUACAAUUAAAACCCAGAAGUGUGCCCAUUGAAGAUASUCCWGCACCUGCAUCAAGGAGCUCAUCAAUAUUUGGUGGUGCAAAGCCAGUUGACACAACAGCAAAGGAAAGAGAAAUAGAAGAAAAACUAGAAAAACUGAAAGUUGAAACCGAAACAAAGAAAGAAGAUUCCUCAGGAGAGAGAGGUUUCAGGUCAUCGAGAGAAAGAGCCCACUCGGGAGAUGGAGAAUUCAGAAAUCGAAGGGAUAGCAAUCGUUCAAGCGACGGUGAUAAACCAGGCAGUCGUGGAGGAAGAAGGGAUAGCGAAAAGUCCGUUGAAAAAGAAACUGUCACAAACAAAGAUAAAGAAGAUGCAACUCCAAAAGAGGCUCCUCAACCCACAGUGAAUGUCUGGAAACAAAGAAUGGAAUCCCAAAAAAACACACCAUCAGAAGACAAACAAACAUCASAAGAAACACAAARCAAGCAAAGCAUUGAGAAACCACCAGUUAAAAACUCAACAGAAACCAAAACAGUAUCUUCAAGUGGUGCACCRUCAGGUAGAGGAUCUGCUUCAAGACCAUUUAGUAGAGGUGGAGAACGRGGUGCAAGCAGAGGGCGAGGAAGGGGCCGAGGUAGAGGAGAUUAUUCCASUAGACAAGUGGAAUCCUCCAGUACAAAUGACAAUAGGAAUAAAGAAGAAAAAAAAGAACGCAGAGAACGAAAACCAGCAGAGCCAAAAAUAGUAGAUGAACAACCACCGGUAUUUCACAAGCAAAGUAAAUUCUCACUUCUAAUGGAUGAAGGAGGGGAUGACGAUGAAGAAGAAGACAAUACUGAACAGUCUUAAGUUCUCAUCACUUGUAAAUGAAUUUCACAUAAACAAAAUAUGAAACAUUUACACAGUUGACAUGAAUUGAACAUUACCGACCCAGUUACUCAUGUCGCACAGUGUUUAAUCACUAGUAAUAAUGUGUCUUUAAGGUAAUUUAACACCUUGKUUAACAUAAGCUCUUUCUUUUUUAACUGCUGUUGAAAUGGUAUACUCUUUGUUCAAACAAUGUGUUCAAUGUAUGAGAAUAUACACCAAGAGCAUUGCAAUUUUGUGUUCAGGGAAAAUAACUGAACAUUUGGAAUAUUUUGUCUGUUUUAUGUCUGUGCAACAUAAGGAUUUGAAAUUGCUACAAUUUUACUAAGGAUUCCCAUUUUAGUUUCGCAGCGCUUUGUCAGUCGUUAUUAAUCUCAUUAAUGUCAUAUUUUAUUUUCUAAUGUAAUGUGCUGUAAUUACAGUCGAAUAAAACCAGAAAUCAUUAGCAAGUCSAUGGUCAUGUCCACACAACUCUAAAUAAAUUKGAAAACGAAGCCUUAUUUAUUUGACGAACUGUGGAUACAGCCUGUUUGAUAUAUAAGUCGAUUCAAUAUCUAAUAAAAGCAAAUCACAUUGA
Messenger RNA from Exaiptasia diaphana, 2676 nucleotides. RefSeq names its product eukaryotic translation initiation factor 4B. The transcript has 10 exons. The record is from RefSeq and is a predicted model, not a curated record. Bases 6 to 2081 code for a protein of 691 amino acids. Gene Ontology annotation, molecular function: RNA binding. Lineage: Eukaryota; Metazoa; Cnidaria; Anthozoa; Actiniaria; Aiptasiidae.